UUGUCUACUGUCGACUAUUAUACGACCGUCAUCCAGAUGUCGUAGCGUAGCCGUCGCACCCAACAUGGCGACUGUGGUGCGUAUUAAGCGUAAGGCUGAUGAGAAUCCGGCAUGCACAAUUGUAUUGGCGUCCAAAAAACCAAAAGUAGAGAGCAAUGACGCAUUGAAUGGAAGUUAUGUGUUCUCUUACGCAGGGACAUUUAAAGAUCCGGAUUCAGAAGAAGCUAUUGAAACUUUGAACCGUGUCAAGUCUGGAAGGUUGCACUUACGUGAUGCUGUGAAGUCUCACAAAUCUGAUGUCUCUACGAAAAUCCGCGAGCAACACAGAAAAGCUAGUAAGGAGAAGAGGUUGCAGUUAUUGCUCAGUCACCGCGCGAUCUUAGAUGAAAUCACGACUGAAGACACGGAAAAUCUUGAGCCUACUCACCCACGGGAAAGCACAAACGACUUAUUUAGAAUUUACAAUGUGGCAGCAGAAGAUCUAAACGAGGAGCACGAAGAAGAUCCUACAGCCAAAGAAAGUAUGACAAUAACAUGUAAUGAUGUGCCAAUGGUCAGGUGUCCUGCAGCACCUGACACUUCUCGUGAUGACUAUGUGUAUGACAUUUACUUCAGUGACGCUGGAGUUACACUGGUUAAUCAGGAGAGCUAUAUCAUGGAAAGGUAUGCCAUUUCUGAAGAGUUCGUACCUGAAGCUGCAGAUGAGUCUGACCUAGAAUUUGAUGACGAUAGUGACAGUAAUGCAGAGGAUAAUUGGCGAAAUGAGUACCCCGAUGAAGAUGCUGGCUUUGAGAAACGUUUAGACUUUUAUGAUGAUUAUUCGGAUGAUGGUGGUGCAGACUGCGUUACUGACAGAAUGCAUACAGUCUACUUGGAUGAUGAAGAUGAAUAUAGCCCAGAAGAUUGACAUGCCUGAAUUACGUGUCAUGGUUGUACAUUUAUUUAUUUUAACAACUGUAAACUACUUUUAUUGUAGUACAAUGUGCCAAGAAAAGCAUUACUGUCCCAAUAAUCUCGGCCAUCAUUGGGACCACAAUGCUUCUCCUGAUACGUACAACUACUAUAUGCUUGGGGUUCUGUUUUGUACCACGAAGUCACGAAAUAAAAAGUGUGGAAAAUAA
Messenger RNA from Ornithodoros turicata, 1121 nucleotides. It is a transcript of the gene fs(2)ltoPP43, whose product is annotated as probable RNA polymerase II nuclear localization protein SLC7A6OS. Lineage: Eukaryota; Metazoa; Arthropoda; Arachnida; Ixodida; Argasidae. The record is from RefSeq and is a predicted model, not a curated record. Gene Ontology annotation, biological process: developmental process. The transcript is spliced from 6 exons. Bases 65 to 907 code for a protein of 280 amino acids.